UCGCGCCUUCCAUGUGUGGAUUCUCCUCGCGCGAGUGAUAAGAACAUUAAGCACACAUGAAAGCAGCGCCUAGAUAAGCCGUGGUGAAGAGUUCAAAUUUUUUAGCUUCUACAAGCGACUCGGCAGGUACACAGAAAAGGAUUGUAGUUAGUGUUCAGGGCGUUCCACUGGGCAAAAGGCUCUUUUUAAGUUUUGCGGAGAAUUGCUGGAAUUUGAAGUGAGAAAGAUGGGUUGCGGAACUUCAACGAUUAAGUAUCUCCUCUUCAUUUUCAACCUAAUUUUUGCUCUUGGAGGAUUGGUUAUUUUGGCCAUCGGAGCUAUCAUUCAAUGGAACAUAGGCUACUUUGAAACUGGACUGUCAGAGAAGGUGACAGUCCCUGCGAUCUUAUUGAUCAUUGUUGGCAGCAUUAUUUUUGUCACUGCCUUUUUUGGAUGCUGCGGCGCAAUUCGAGAAUCGCAUUGCAUGAUAACUACGUUCGCAAUUAUCAUGCUGGUCGUUUUCCUGAUCCAACUGAUUGGUGGAAUUUUGGCCUUUGUGUAUCAAGACGAGCUCGACUUGACGUUGAAAAAUUCCAUGCACGACUUGAUGAUUUUGUACAAGAAAGAAGGCCCCGAUGGCGAUUUUGCCCGUCAGUACUGGGACUCGAUUCAAAGCCAGUUUCAAUGUUGUGGGGUUGAUGGACCCCUAGACUGGACCCUGAAGACCCCUGGGGUUCAAUUACCUCCACCCUCUUGCAGUUGUGACGCACUUUUGACCAGCGAGUGUGUGGCUGGUAUUUAUUCAAAGGGUUGCUUCCCGAAACUGAGCGAGUGGAUGAGGAUGACCCAAAACGUCCUCGGCGGUGUUGCCAUUGGCCUGGCGGUAGUCGAAUUGAUUGGGGUGAUCUUCGCGCUUGUCCUUGCAAAUGCCAUCAAAAGGAGUUGGAGCCGUUAUCCUCGGUGCUCUUGGUGUCGUCGCUUUUACGUCACCGAACUACGUCUUUGUAAUAACAGCUACGGCUAUUUUCUUGACAACCUUCUUUGGAUGCUGCGGCGCUCAGCAGGAAUCAAAAUGUCACCUUCGAAUCGUAAGGAAAGCCAAAAACUUUACUUCCUUGGUUUUGUCAACUGCGAAGAAGGCGUAACUAUGUGUUCCUUUUCAAUUAUUAAAUUCUUGCUUUUCUUCUUCAAUUGUGUAAUCUGGAUUGGUGGUUCUGCACUUAUUGUUUUCGGUGUAAUCCUGAAAGUGGACAAUAACGUAGGUCUUACUGAAGUCAAUUACGGGGCCAUCAUUCUCAUCGGCAUCGGAGGAUUUAUUUUCUGCAUCGCCUUCCUAGGAUGCUGCGGCGCCAUCAAAGAGUCAACGUGCAUGCUGAGAACUUUUGGCUUUAUCUUGCUAAUUAUAUUCUUGAUUCAAAUGAUUGGUGAUAUCCUGGUAUUCGUUUAUAAGGAAGAAGUGAACUUCAAAAUUGAAUCCAAGAUUCAGAACAGCCUACAGAAUUAUGGAAAAGAUGGAGUGCAAAAGACACUGUGGGACACUAUCCAGAGAGAGUUGAAGUGCUGUGGCGUGAACAGUUCCAUUGAUUGGACUGAUAUUAUACCAGACUCAUGCGAUUGUGUAGACAAGAAUAUUGGCAACUGCACUGAUGAUCAACAGUACUACAAUGAGGGAUGCUUCAAAAAAUUAGAAGAAAAGUUCAAAUCAUGGAGCCUCGUCGUUUCUAUAGUCUUGUUGGUUUUGGCUCUGAUUGAGUGUCUUGGCGCUAUCUUUGCCUUUUCUUUGGCAUCCCAAAUUUCAAGCCAACAUGGAAAAAGAAUUUAUUAACGCAAUAUGACGCUCCGAGAAAAUUCUUGCAUGUUUUUUUAAAUUCAUAAAGUUUCCCGCUGAUUUAAAAUUUUUACAAAGAAACGGCAUACAUUUUUCUUUAACAAAAAUAUUAAUUAUAAAUAAUAAUAAUCAUAAAAAUAAUCAUCAUGGUAACUGCAUGGUGGUAAUAUAUAAUCAAAUGGCGAAUUUAAAUAUCAAACGGUCUCUAAAAAAUAAUGUUAAAUGUUAAUCAAGUCUUAAUAGGGCGCACAACUCUAAUAAUAAAAGAAAAAAAUUAGAGCGUCAUCAUGAGCACCUCACCAUAAUAUUUUUAAAAAUAUUGAGAUGAUAAGGACGCGGAUAAAUACGAUGCUAUCGUAAUUAUAAUUUCUACAAAAUAUUUUUAUGUAAAAUGCUCACACUUCCAACAUCCAAAGAGACACAAAACACAAAAUUCGCCAAAUUAAUAAAAAAAAGUGAUAAAAUCAAAUUUAUGCAACUUUUUAGUUGUAAAAUAUUAUUUAUUGAUAAAUCGCAGAUGAAAUUACUGCCUAAUUACAAAUGUGUUUAUAUGAGUAAUUUUUCGCUUUGAGAACACUCAAGAUAGAGUUAUUAGCAUAAAGUUAUGAAUACUUUUAUAUAUUUUUCAAUUAUUCAAAUCGCGUUGUAAAUAAAUAAAUAAUAUGUAUAUUGUGCGUUUGAAAAACAUUGUCAUAUAUUUAUCUAUUAAUUUGCUAGUUCUGUUGACCUAAAAUGUAUUUUUUUAAAUUAAAAAUAUUUUUAUUUAGUUGUCCACAUGUUUGCAAUUACAUUUUUUUUUUACAUUCGAUAAUUAUGUAAUUGAAAUAAAAAUUCUUGAAUAAAAGAGGGAAUUGCUGGGCAUAAAAAAAAUCACAAUAUCUAUCAAGAAUUAUAUAAUUAUGUACUAAACCUUAAAACUGCUGAGAGUAAAAAAUAUCUCAUAAUCUGGUGUGCUUUAAAAAAAUGGUGCCUUCUGCACCACCAAUAAGGGGCGCAGGCCGACAAGACUUUGUCUUGGCCUGACCCUAAAAGAAAAAAUAAAUCGUCUUAGUUUGUUCUUGUCAGUCGAGUUGUCAUUAAUAUAAGUAACAAUAAGUAUCAAUCAGUAACAAAAAUAAUAAUAAUAAUAAUAAUAAUAAU
Molecule: messenger RNA, 2947 nt
Organism: Neocloeon triangulifer
Lineage: Eukaryota; Metazoa; Arthropoda; Insecta; Ephemeroptera; Baetidae
Exons: 12
Coding region: 227-1804 (525 amino acids)
Cellular component (GO): membrane
Source: RefSeq, a predicted model, not a curated record